AUGAGCGGCCUCCGGUUCCUCGAUCUCGUCAAACCCUUCGUCCCUCUCGUCCCCGAGAUCCAGCUCCCUGAGAGCAAGGUGCCCUUCAACAACCGCCUGGUAUGGACGGGUCUGACCCUCCUCGUCUUCCUGGUCAUGAGCCAGAUGCCGCUGUACGGCAUUGUCUCGUCUGACACCUCGGACCCGCUCUACUGGCUGCGUAUGAUGAUGGCGAGUAACAGGGGAACGCUGAUGGAGCUGGGUAUCACCCCCAUCAUCUCCUCGGGCAUGGUCUUCCAGCUCCUCGCCGGCACCCACCUCAUCGACGUCAACCUCGACCUCAAGUCCGACCGUGAGCUCUACCAGACCGCCCAGAAGCUUCUGGCCAUCCUCCUGUCCUUCGGCCAGGCCGUCGUCUAUGUCAUCUCCGGUCUCUACGGACAGCCCUCUGACCUCGGCGCCGGUAUCUGCGUUCUCCUCGUCAUCCAGCUCAUCAUCGCCGGCCUGAUUGUCAUUCUCCUCGACGAGCUGCUGCAGAAGGGCUACGGUCUUGGCAGCGGUAUCUCGCUCUUCAUUGCGACCAACAUCUGCGAGUCGAUCAUGUGGAAGGCCUUCUCCCCCACCACCAUCAACACUGGUCGUGGUCCCGAGUUCGAGGGCGCCAUCAUUGCCCUUGUCCACCUGCUCUUCACCUGGCCCAACAAGACUGUUGCGCUCCGCGAGGCUUUCUACCGCCAGAACCUGCCCAACGUCAUGAACCUGAUCUCGACUGUCAUCGUCUUCGGCGCCGUCAUCUACCUCCAGGGCUUCCGUGUCGAGAUCCCUGUCAAGUCUGCCCGCCAGCGUGGUGUUCGCGGCUCGUACCCCGUCCGCCUGUUCUACACCUCCAACAUGCCUAUUAUGCUGCAGUCGGCUCUUUCCUCCAACGUCUUCCUGAUCAGCCAGAUGCUGUACAGCCGUUUCUCCGACAACCUCCUUGUCCAGCUCCUCGGUGUCUGGGAGCCCAAGGAGGGCUCCGCUCAGCUCUUCGCUACCUCUGGCAUUGCCUACUACAUGUCCCCUCCUCUUAGCAUCACCGAGGCGCUCUCCGACCCCCUCAAAACCGCUGUCUUCAUCGUCUACAUGCUCGUUGCCUGCGCUGUCUUCUCCAAGACCUGGAUCGAGGUCUCUGGCUCGUCCCCCCGCGAUGUCGCUAAGCAACUUAAGGAGCAGGGUCUCGUUAUGGCCGGUCAUCGUGAGGAGUCCAUGUACAAGGAGCUCAAGCGUGUCAUCCCCACUGCUGCCGCUUUCGGUGGUGCUUGCAUUGGUGCUCUCUCCGUUGGUAGCGACCUUCUUGGCGCCCUUGGUAGCGGAACUGGUAUUCUGCUUGCCGUUACCAUCAUCUACGGAUACUUUGAAAUCGCCGCAAAGGAGGGCGACAUGUCCGGCCUCAAGGGCAUGGUCAUGGGUUGA
Ascochyta rabiei is the source of this 1431-nucleotide messenger RNA. RefSeq names its product translocon subunit. The transcript has 3 exons. The record is from RefSeq and is a predicted model, not a curated record. NCBI's taxonomy places the organism in Eukaryota, Fungi, Ascomycota, Dothideomycetes, Pleosporales, Didymellaceae. The coding region runs from base 1 to 1431 and encodes 476 amino acids. Gene Ontology annotation, molecular function: signal sequence receptor activity; transmembrane protein transporter activity; ribosome binding. Gene Ontology annotation, cellular component: Sec61 translocon complex; membrane. Gene Ontology annotation, biological process: post-translational protein targeting to membrane, translocation; SRP-dependent cotranslational protein targeting to membrane, translocation.